AUGGGGGUGAGGAGGUUAGUGUGGGUGAUGGGGGAGGGUGAGGAGGUUAGUGUGGGUGAUGGGGGUGAGGAGGUUAGUGCGGGUGAUGGGGGUGAGGAGGUUAGUGCGGGUGAUGGGGGUGAGGAGGUUAGUGCGGGUGAUGGGGGUGAGGAGGUUAGUGCGGGUGAUGGGGGUGAGGGGUUAGUGCGGGUGAUGGGGGUGAGGAGGUUAGUGCGGGUGAUGGGGGUGAGGAGGUUAGUGCGGGUGAUGGGGGUGAGGAGGUUAGUGCGGGUGAUGGGGGUGAGGGUUAGUGCGGGUGAUGGGGGUGAGGAGGUUAGUGUGGGUGAUGGGGGUGAGGAGGUGAGUGCGGGUGAUGGGGGUGAGGAGAUUAGUGCGGGUGAUGGGGGUGAGGAGGUUAGUGUGGGUGAUGGGGGUGAGGAGGUUAGUGCGGGUGAUGGGGGUGAGGAGGUUAAUGCGGGUGAUGGGGGUGAGGAGGUUAGUGUGGGUGAUGGGGGUGAGGAGGUUAGUGUGGGUGAUGGGGGUGAGGAGGUUAGUGCGGGUGAUGGGGGUGAGGAGGUUAGUGUGGGUGAUGGGGGUGAGGAGGUUAGUGUGGGUGAUGGGGGUGAGGAGGUUAGUGUGGGUGAUGGGGGUGAGGAGGUUAGUGUGGGUGAUGGGGGUGAGGAGGUUAGUGGGUGA
Molecule: messenger RNA, 675 nt
Organism: Knipowitschia caucasica
Lineage: Eukaryota; Metazoa; Chordata; Actinopteri; Gobiiformes; Gobiidae
Source: the annotation of a GenBank genome assembly